This is a messenger RNA of Portunus trituberculatus (swimming crab), 1436 nucleotides long. RefSeq lists its product as uncharacterized. NCBI's taxonomy places the organism in Eukaryota, Metazoa, Arthropoda, Malacostraca, Decapoda, Portunidae. The coding region runs from base 82 to 1185 and encodes 367 amino acids. The transcript is spliced from 4 exons. The record is from RefSeq and is a predicted model, not a curated record.
CAAAUGAACGUUGACCUCUAACAUGAAGAAUACCAGAAUUAUAUUAGUGAUGAAUAAACGAGAUGUGGUAACUACUGGUGUAUGAGAGGCGGGGCCGCGAGCGCUCACGUUCGGCCAGUGCUGCCGGGGAUGGCAGAGAAUAACAAUGUGCUGGAGGAAGAUGCGGCACGCGCCCUCACCAAGCUUCGUCUCUUGUGCACGAAAAUGGUUCAGGACGCUAGAGAUGCGGGCGUCACCACGGAAGAGAUUAAAGCCGCAUAUACGGUGAUGAAGUACAAUGAGUUAGAUGAUAGUGUCAAUGAAGAUAAAAGCAAAUGCGGCGAUUCCACCAGAGUAGUGAGUGCCAAGCAGUGGCACUGGCACCAGUGGGCGGGUGUGGGGGCUCUGGUGGCGCUGCUGGUAGCUGUUAUAUUGUGUUACUACGGUGAUAUUGUUAAAACCCACUUGAUUACCUCCAAAUGCUUGGUCAGAAAUAAUUAUAUUGUAAUGGAAGCCACUCGGCCACCCACCAAGUGCGGGCGUGUGUGCAGCGGUGUGGGCGGUGCCCUGGAGCUAAGUGCCAAUAUUUCGCGGGAGGAGUUUGAACGGUGGGCGUACCUCUCAAGGCCGCUGGUGGUGAGGGGAGGUGCCGCCCACUGGCUAGCACUAGACAAGUUUUCGGUGGGCUUCCUGCGGAGUUUAUAUGACAGUAUCGAGGGAUCCUACGAGGCUGUUGCAGAGGACUGUCAAUUCUUGCCUUUCCGUAGCGAGUUUCUUGACCUUAGGACAGCUCUUGCCAUGCACCCUGCUCGCGCCGCCGCCCGACCCGGCACCAAACACUGGUAUUUUGGCUGGAGUAACUGUUCCCCCGGGGUUAGCAGCGUCCUGAGGCAACUAGCUCCCCGCCCUUCCUUCCUCCCGGCCCUCUCGGAGUCCUCAGCACUGGACUGGAUAUUCAUGGGGUGUCCGGGACCGGGGGCUGCCUGGCACCUAGACUACGUGCAACGGCCGUCCUGGCAGGCGCAGAUAAGAGGCACUAAGACGUGGUACUUGAGGCCCGUGCCCGAGUGCCAUUCCCAGUGCCAGCCCUUCAACGUCACCGUACACAGAGGCGAUAUUAUAUUCCUGGACACCAACCAGUGGUACCACACAACCCACAUCCACGAGGGCGACCUCUCCAUCACCCUGGGCUCCGAGUAUGACUGAGAGAAGUAAGCAGGCAGUCUAGGCGAUUCUUGACCCUUGGUACCCCUGCUCCUUGAAGUGUUCGUUGCCUUGGUUGAUAGGGGAUGAAUGGGUUCGUUUGCAGAGAGAGAGAGAGAGAGAGAGAGAGAGAGAGAGAGAGUUAUGUUUAUUGUCCGUAUAUAAAGUUUUCAUUCUAUACACCACCACCCCGCACCCACAAAGCCUUAAUGUACAUCCACGUCUUACUGCUGUACUCUCCCUCUUUGGACACU